GUAAGGAUGUGCUUCGAGGGGCGGAGCCGUCAGGGAGGUUCUGCACAGCAUCGGGCACCUGCAGAAGAUGCCGCCGUCUCCAGACUACGAUUCCCAGAAGGCCUUGCCCGUCCCAGGGGCUUUUUCCAAGGCCCAGGUUGGAGGAGGCGAGCCUCCUUGGCACGUCACUUCCGUUCCAUCCUGUGGCGUGCUUCUUGCUGCCCGUUUCUCCUUCUCUGUCCUCAGACGACUUGCGAGGGGCCGAGCGGCAACCAAAAGCGGGGCCGGGCCUAGCCAGCAGCCAGAACCCCUCCCUCUCGUGGACUCUGCCCUGCCCCAGGAGGUGGGAGCCCCGAGGAAGAGAACAUGGAGUCUUUCCCCCCGACAGAUCGUCCCUGCAAGACUAGAACCUGCCUCUCACUGCGUAUGGCCAGAGCUGCACAGAAUACCCCAAAGACUGGAAUCAGUGACAUUUCAGGAUGUGGCUGUGGAAUUCACCCAGGAGGAGUGGGCACAUUUGAACCUAUCUCAGAAAACCCUGUACAGAGAAGUGAUGCUGGAGAACUAUAGGAACUUGGUCUCUUUAGGAUUUGCAGUUUCCAAACCAGGUGUGAUCUGCCGAUUGGAAAAAAAGGAAGCCUCUUGGAUGCCAGAGCCAGAUAUUCCAAGAAGCAGCUGUCCAGACAUUAAAGAAUUUCCUGGAGAAAAACCUUAUGAAUGUAGUGAAUGUGGAAAGGCCUUCAGGAGUAAGACACAGUUUAGUGUGCAUCAAAGAAUUCAUACUGGAGAGAUUUUCUAUGAUUGUAAGGAGUGUGGAAAGGCUUGCCACUGCAACUCGGAACUUAUUCGACAUCAAAGAAUGCAUACUGGAGAGAAACCUUAUGAAUGUUCUGUAUGUGGUAAGGCCUUUAGCAUGAAUGCAAAUCUUGCUGUGCAUCAGAGAAUUCAUACUGGAGAGAAACCUUAUGAAUGUAGUGAAUGUGGGAAAGCCUUUAGACAGAGAACACACCUUUCUGUCCAUCAGAGAAUUCAUACUGGUGAGAUUCCUUACGAAUGUAGUGAAUGUGGAAAGGCCUUCAGGAGGAAGACACAACUUACUGUGCACCAGAGAAUUCAUCCUGGAGAGAUUCUUUAUGAAUGUAAGGAGUGUGGAAAGACUUUCCUCUGCAAGUCAGAUCUUAUCAAACAUCAGCGAAUUCAUAUUGCCGAGAAACUUUAUGAAUGUAGUGAAUGUGGGAAGGCCUUCAGGAGUAAGAUGCAACUUACUGUGCAUCAGAGAAUUCAUCCUGUAGAGAUUCUUUAUGAAUGUAAGGAAUGUGGAAAGGCCUUCCAUAGAAACUCACAUCUUAUUAAACAUGAAAGAAUUCAUACUGGAGAAAAACCUUAUGAAUGUAGUGAAUGUGGAAAGGCCUUCAAGAGGAAGGUGCAUCUUAACCUGCACCAGAGAAUUCAUACUGGGGACAUUCUUUAUCAAUGUAAGGAGUGUGGGAAGGCUUUCCUUUAUAAAUCAGAUCUUAUUCGACAUCAAGGAAUUCAUACUGUAGAGAAACCUUUUGAUUGUACUGUAUGUGCAAAGGCUUUUAGGAGUAAGACACAACUUACUGUCCAUCAGAGAAUUCAUACUGGAGAAAAACCUUACGAAUGUAGUGAAUGUGGGAAGUUCUUUAGACAGAGGACACACCUAUAUAUGCAUCAGAGACUUCAUACCAGGGACAUUCUUUAUGAGUGUAAGGAGUGUGGAAAAGCUUUCCCCUACCACUCAGAUCUUAUUCAACACCAGAGAAUUCACACUGGAGAGAAACCAUAUAAAUGUACUGUAUGUGUGAAGGCCUUCAGGAGUAGGACACAACUUACUGUACACGAGAGAAUUCAUACUGGAGAGAAACCUUAUGAAUGUAGUGAAUGUGGGAAGUUCUUUAGACAGAGGACACACCUUUAUAUCCAUCAGAGAAUUCAUAAUGGAGAGAUUCUUUAUGAAUGUAAGGAGUGUGGGAAGGCUUUUCCCUACAACUCAGAACUUAUCCGACAUCAAAGAAUUCAUACUGGAGGGAAACCUUAUGAGUGUACUGUAUGAAGGAUGGCCUUUUGCUUGAAUGUAGAAUUUAACUCAGUAUCAGAGCAUUUAUUCUGGAGAGAAAUCUUACGAGUGUAAUGCAUGAUGGAAGGCCUUUAACCUGAGGACUCUGCCUUAUUUCCAUCAGAGAAUUCACACUAGAGAGAUUAUGAAUGUAGGAGUGUGGGAAGAUCCCCUAGCCAAGUAGACUAUGAUUCUGAGUCCCUAGAUGAAGUUCAGAGAGUCCUUAUUUAGCCACAAUGGGAGAAAGAGUUUACCCCUUAUUUCUGCAGAGAACGCUAAGGGGACAAAGGUUAAUGUUAUCCUUCCAUGGGCUUUCAGGGAACAAGAGGUUAUGCUGGCUAGGUAGAGGACACUAAGUGGCUGGUGGUAUUGGGAAAGCUUUAGCAUUAACAUUGAUCCCUGGACAUAUGACAUGCAAGACAUAAAUUACCUCUUGGGAAUCAGGUGAGCCUGAUGUGUGCUACAUAACUGUUGACUGUGCUUGAGGAGAUAAGAUCUGAGCUAUGUUCCUGAUUUUCUUGGUGCUACUUCUGCUCAAAUUCAUCAGGAUAGCCACUGUGAGCCAUAAAGAUUUGGAAUCUCAUUAAUUAAAGCAUUGCAAGGGUCUGUGGCAGAGGUUGAUGGAAUAUGACUUCUGCCCAGUGCUUUCAAUGUCAAAUGAAGAAAUUCAGUUAAGUGCAGGUAAAUGGUAUGAAUAACCAUGACUAUCUUAAGGUAGUCAAAUGUCUUGUCUAGUUUGCUAUUGUUUAUUCAUUUUUCACUGUGGCCAACUCUUUGUGACCCCCUUUUGGUAUUUUCUUGGCAGUGAUGCUGGGGUGGUUUGCCAUUUCCUUCUUUAGUUCAUUUCCCAGAUGUGGAACUGAGUUAAGCAGGGUUAAAUGAUUUGACCCAGUUACACAGCUAAUAAAUGUCUGAGGCUGGAUUUGAAGUCAUUUCUUCUUGACUCCAGGGCUGGCACUCUAUCCACUGUGCAACUUAGCUUUCCAUAUUAUCUAAUUAGUGACACAUAUGAAAAGAUGGUUGAGAUUCUCAUUGUGGUCAAGGGAUGUGAACAGGAAGUUUUCAGAAGAAGAAAUUAAAGGUAUCAAUUGUCAUAUAAAAAUGCUCUAAAUCACUAUUGAUUAGAAGAAUACAAAUGAAAAUAAUUCUGAGAUCCCACCUCAUAAUUUAAUGGAGGAGAUAUAAAAAAAAUAGAGACACUAGUGCAGUUUAUAACUUGUUCAACUAUUCCAGAGAACAAUUUGAAACUAUGCCCAAAGAGCUAUAAAACCAUGCCUCUUCUUUGAUCCAGUAAUACCCCUACUAGCUCUGUAUCCCAAAGAGCUCAAAGAAAAAGGAAAAGGACCUAUAUGUACACAAAUCUUUAUAGAAGCUCUUCUUGUGAUGGAAAAGAAUUAAUUAAAAGUUGAGGGUAUAUACAUCAAAAGGGGAGUGGCUAAACAAAUUGUGACAUAUGAUUCUGAUGGAAUAUUGUUACACUAUAAGAAACAUUAGAUGCCUCGCAGGAUAGUUCACUGAGUGUGGAGUUAGGAAGAUCUAAGUUCAAAUCUGGCUUCAGUCACUUAUUAGCUGUGUGUCCCUCAGCAAAUCACUUAACCUCUGUUUGCCUCAAUCCACUGAAAAAGGAAAUGAGUAAACCAGGCCAGUGUCUUUCCCAAGAAAACCACAUAGUGGUGCCAUGGCCAGUGACACACAACUGAAUUACUGAACAACAUAAGAAAUCAUGAGGGGGGAUAAUCGGUCAGAAAAACCUGGGAAGACCUACAUGAAUGGAUGUAGAGGGAAGUGAGGAGAGCCUAGAUGUUGAUCAACUGUGAAUGACUUUACUACUCUGAUAAAGAUAAUGUUCUAAGACAAUUCCAAAGGACUCAUGAUGAAAACUGCUUUCCACCUCCAGAAAGAGAAUUGAUGAACU
Molecule: messenger RNA, 3971 nt
Organism: Dromiciops gliroides (monito del monte)
Lineage: Eukaryota; Metazoa; Chordata; Mammalia; Microbiotheria; Microbiotheriidae
Product: zinc finger protein 420-like
Exons: 6
Coding region: 68-2053 (661 amino acids)
Biological process (GO): regulation of transcription by RNA polymerase II
Molecular function (GO): RNA polymerase II cis-regulatory region sequence-specific DNA binding; DNA-binding transcription factor activity
Source: RefSeq, a predicted model, not a curated record